This is a messenger RNA of Penicillium macrosclerotiorum, 219 nucleotides long. RefSeq lists its product as uncharacterized. NCBI's taxonomy places the organism in Eukaryota, Fungi, Ascomycota, Eurotiomycetes, Eurotiales, Aspergillaceae. Bases 1 to 219 code for a protein of 72 amino acids. The transcript has 2 exons. The record is from RefSeq and is a predicted model, not a curated record.
AUGCACCAAGGCUCGGGACGGCCCUUUGCUGAACCAGAGUCUGGCCGGUUAAAACGGCGGAUGGAGACUUUGUCGAGGCCGACUAGUACAAGCACAAUGCUGUUCAAGGUGGCUAUGAGUGUCACGUUGCCCCACGGCAGAGACCAGGGCUCAGAGUGGGUGCGAAGAUACCUGCAACUUUACGUCGGCCGUGCAUUCCUCGGAGAGCACGUUCGUUAA